Molecule: messenger RNA, 2943 nt
Organism: Panicum virgatum (switchgrass)
Lineage: Eukaryota; Viridiplantae; Streptophyta; Magnoliopsida; Poales; Poaceae
Product: pentatricopeptide repeat-containing protein At1g11290, chloroplastic-like
Exons: 3
Coding region: 31-2232 (733 amino acids)
Biological process (GO): RNA modification
Molecular function (GO): zinc ion binding; protein binding; RNA binding
Source: RefSeq, a predicted model, not a curated record
CACUCUCUCUCUCUCUCUCGGCAGCGAGCAAUGCUGUGCUGUCGCGCCACCGCCUCCCUCCCGCCGUCUCCUCCCACCCCCUCGCAUGCCGCCGACCCGCACGCGCGCCUCAGGGCGGCGGCCGCGCGCUCCGACCUCCCGGCCGCGCUCGCCGCCUUCGCCGCCAUGCCCUCCGCCCCCGCCCCCGCGCGCCCCGUCCUCCGCACCUUCACCGCCCUCCUCAAGCUCUGCGCGGCGCGCGCCGACCUCGCCACGGGCCGCGCCGUCCACGCGCAGCUCGCCGCGCGGGGGCUCGCCUCCGAGUCCCUCGCCGCCACCGCCCUCGCCAACAUGUACGCCAAGUGCCGCCGCCCCGCCGACGCGCGCAGGGUGUUCGACCGGAUGACCGCCAGGGACCGCGUCGCCUGGAACGCGCUCGUCGCCGGCUACGCGAGGAACGGCCUCGCCGAGGCCGCCAUGGAGAUGCUCGUCCGGAUGCAGGAGGAGGACGGGGAGCGGCCUGACUCCGUCACGCUCGUGUCCGUGCUGCCGGCCUGCGCCACCGCCCGGGCGCUCCGCGCGUGCAGACAGGUCCACGCGUUCGCGCUCCGCGCCGGGCUUGAUGAGCUCGUGAACGUUUCCACGGCGAUUCUUGACGUGUACUGCAAGUGCGGAGCGGUCGAGGCAGCGAGGGCUGUCUUCGAUUGGAUGCCGGCCAAGAACUCUGUGUCCUGGAACGCCAUGAUCGAUGGGUACGCCCAGAGUGGCAAUGCCACGGAGGCGCUGGCUCUGUUCAAGAGGAUGGUUAGGGAGGGUGUGGAUGUGACGGACGCGACCAUACUGCCAGCAUUGCAAGCGUGCGGGGAGCUUGGACAUCUUGAUGAGGCCAGACAUGUUCAUGAGCUACUUGUGAGGAUCGGCCUCAACUCAAAUGUGUCGGUGAUGAACGCCCUUAUCACCACCUACUCCAAGUGCAAGAGGACUGACCUUGCUGCCCAGGUUUUCAAUGAACUGGGCAACAAAAAGACGCGGAUCUCGUGGAAUGCCAUGAUCCUUGGCUUCUCGCAGAAUGGAUGCUCCGAGGACGCAGUGGGGCUUUUCUCUGCUAUGCAGUUGGAAAAUGUGAAACCUGAUUCGUUCACUCUUGUCAGCGUGAUUCCUGCGGUUGCGGAGAUUUCAGAUCCUCUGCAGGCAAGAUGGAUCCACGGAUGUUCAAUCAAGCACCACCUGGACCAGGACGUCUAUGUCCUCACAGCCCUUAUUGACAUGUACUCAAAAUGUGGGCGUGUCACCAUAGCUAGAAGGCUCUUCGAUUCUGCAAGGCAGAGGCAUGUUAUCACCUGGAAUGCGAUGAUCCAUGGGUAUGGCUCGCAUGGUUUUGGCAAGGUUGCAGUCGAGCUGUUUGAAGAGAUGAAAGGUACUGGCAGUUUGCCGAACGAGACAACAUUCCUCUCGGUCCUCGCAGCAUGCAGUCACGCUGGUUUGGUUGACCAAGGGCGGAGAUAUUUUGCUAGCAUGAAGGAGGACUAUGGGCUUGAACCUGGGAUGGAGCACUAUGGCACCAUGGUGGAUCUUCUUGGGCGAGCUGGGAAGUUGGAUGAAGCAUGGUCAUUUAUGAAAGACAUGCCUAUACAACCUGGCAUUAGUGUGUAUGGUGCAAUGUUAGGUGCUUGCAAGUUGCACAAGAAUGUAGAAUUGGCGGAAGAAUCAGCACAAAAGAUCUUUGAGCUGGGGCCAGAGGAGGGUGUGUACCAUGUCCUCUUGGCAAACAUUUAUGCAAAUGCUUCUAAGUGGAAGGACGUUGCACGGGUGAGGACUGCCAUGGAGAAGAAAGGCCUCCAGAAGACUCCUGGAUGGAGUAUUAUUCAGCUUAAAAAUGAGGUCCAUACCUUCUACUCUGGAAGCACAAAUCACCAACAAGCAAAGGAAAUAUAUGCAAGGCUUACUAAGCUCAUAGAAGAGAUCAAAGCUGUGGGCUAUGUGCCAGACACUGACUCAAUUCAUGAUGUGGAAGAUGAUGUCAAGGCGCAGCUGCUUAACACUCACAGUGAAAAGCUUGCAAUUGCGUAUGGGCUCAUUCGAACAGCCCCUGGAACAACAAUUCAGAUAAAGAAGAACCUUCGAGUUUGUAACGACUGCCAUAAUGCGACCAAGUUAAUAUCUUUGGUGACAGGAAGGGAAAUAAUCAUGAGAGAUAUUCAACGAUUUCACCACUUCAAGGAUGGAAAAUGUUCAUGUGGAGACUAUUGGUAGUGAAAUGUGAAGGUCGUCUGAAUAUGCAUUUUCAGAUUAGGGACCUCAUGGAGCUGGUUACAAAUAAGAAUACUAAAUUAGACUAACAGGUGCAGCAUUACAUCUUGAGGUGUGUUAAAGAAGUUGGAUGAGUACCUUCCAUGUCCAGGCACCUGUGUAAGCAACAAGCUUGGGGACACUGACGUCGCCAAACGACAUGGAAUCAUUAGAACUCCCUGCUGUGCCGUAAUGAACAAUGCCAGACACGCUAAAGACAUCGAUGAGAGUCUGUACAGUGACAGCUGCAUUCAACUGGAAAAACAAAAAGGUAGUGGUAACAGGCUGGAGCUGGAGGCUGGAGCUGGAAUAGUGUGAGAGAAAAAUACUGUUGGGCUGGUUGGAGCUGGAGCUGGUGGCUGGAGUGGUGUGAGAGGAAAUUACUGUAGCACUGGAGGCUACAAGACCAGCCGAACGCAGUGAUUAAGGCGACACGGGUCUUGAUGAGCCCACGAGUUAGUUCUGCUAGUGCCGGUGCUCAACAGUUCUUGUAGUAUGUUUUUGUCCAGGGCAGGGAAAUUGUACAUGUAAUGUCUGAAAGCAUCUAUCUUUAAUUAACUUUUGGCCUUCAGAUUACUGCUAAUGAAGCUAGUUUGCAUUUUAUGGGUAGCAUCCUGACACUUGCAGAGCUUCAAGACUUGAAGUAAGUUUUGAAUUUUGCAAAUUAUCCUUAAA